UUUUAUAAUUAGUAAUAUUGAUUCUACCUGUGAAAACAAAAUGGAAACUCUCAGCAAAAUCAUGAAAUGCGCAAUUUGGAUUGCAAUAGCAGCAGUCACCUUUGCACAUGUUGAAAAUUUCCUUCAAUCUGCGCUAGUUGAUGUCGGCGUGUUGCCGAAGAGAUACACGGCCCAAGAUUUAUGUGACGUAAGAGAAUGGCACCCCAUAUUCAUUGACAUGAUGGGAUGUGAAACAAAGGAGGAAAAACAAGUGAAACGCGAUACGCCGGGACGAAAACCCAAAAUCAAGCUGAGUGGAAAUUUUAAAAACAUGUUAAAGAAAAAGACUAUGUUGGAUCAUCUUUAUGACGUGAUCAAUGAUGGAUUUUUAUGGAUUCAGAGUUGGAUUGUCCCGAAAAAAUACAGGCUACCUUGUUUGUUCGGGGACUGUAAUAUGAACAAACAAAUUAAGAGGCAAAAAGAUAUUUUAUUGUACAAAGAUAAAAAGAAGAAACCAUCAAAGGAUCCUUUAGUGCCAACUACAUAAACUAUGUGAACUGAACAAAGCGCUCCACUGUAUUUACUGUUUGUUUCAAACAUUUUCUAGUAAUUGUUGAACACUUUGACAAACAAAUUUUUUAAAUAUUUUGUGAAUAUCCAUUUUUGCUAAGUGAAUUUUCAUUCGCUAGGUAAAUUAUCAAGUUUCGAUAAUAGUAUCAAUUCAUUAAAUUGUCACGAGCUUGGAAUUUUGUGACAGAUUUAUAUAUAUAUUAAGAUUUUAUA
Messenger RNA from Styela clava, 762 nucleotides. RefSeq lists its product as uncharacterized. The record is from RefSeq and is a predicted model, not a curated record. Lineage: Eukaryota; Metazoa; Chordata; Ascidiacea; Stolidobranchia; Styelidae.